Doryrhamphus excisus (bluestripe pipefish) is the source of this 9120-nucleotide messenger RNA. The record is from RefSeq and is a predicted model, not a curated record. NCBI's taxonomy places the organism in Eukaryota, Metazoa, Chordata, Actinopteri, Syngnathiformes, Syngnathidae.
AUUAAUCGAUGAAACAGAUUUUUUCCCCCUGCACAAUAAAUGUAGACAUAAAAAUACAAUCAUGAUCAUUUUCUUAGUCGAUUAAUCUGAUUUCAAAGCUGUUUCAAUUGUGACUUUGGAUAAAACAGAAAUAUCAUGCAUGACUAAUGAAAUUUAAAAAAAAUUCACAUUUGAGAGGCUGAAGUUAGACGAUAUUGACAUAUUUAACCAAAACAGCUGUUGAUUAAUUGGUUAACCAUGAUCAUGGAUUAACCGAUUAGUUGUUGCUUUGGAUAAAACAGAAAUAUCAUGCAUGACUAAUGAAAUUUUAAAAAUAUAUUCACAUUUGAGAGGCUGAAAUUAGAGGAUAUUGACAUAUUUAACCAAAACAGCUGUUGAUUAAUUCGUUAACCAUGAUCAUCGAUUAAUCGAUUAGUUGUUGCUUUGGAUAAAACAGAAAUAACAUGCAUGACUAAUGAAAUUAAAAAAAAUAUUCACAUUUGAGAGGCUGAAAUUAGACGAUAUUGACAUAUUUAACCAAAACAGCUGUUGAUUAAUUGGUUAACCAUGAUCAUCGAUUAAUCGAUUAGUUGUUGCAGCUCUGUUUAAUAUAAAUAUAAAGAGACCCCAAAUAUAUGCAAAUGAUCAGUUUUGUUUGCAAAGUUUUGCAGUGAUAAUCAGCACAAAUGCAUGUUUGCUGUCAUAUUUGUGAUUGAAUACAAAUUCAUUUUGCAGCAAAAGCUGAUUUAUUUCGUAUUUUGUUCGUAUCUUUGCAAAAUUAACACUAUUUUUCUCUUUUUCAUGUGGACACUGUGAAUGGGAUGUUUGGUGACAUGAUGCUUGGCUACCAUGACAACAGAGGCAAGUGCCGCAAGCGAGGCGGACACUGAAGGCAAGCAGAAGGCCAGCGCCGCCGAACCCGAACCCGAGAAUAAGCAGAGUCCCGAGGCGACCACAUCCGAACCAGAAGGGGGGGAACAGUUGGCCAAGAAGACCCAGGACCAGGCUACCGAGGCCGGGCCUGCCAAUGCAGCAUCCUCCCCUGAAGAGGAGCAACUGAAGCCUCGCACCAGAACCUCCGCUGGCAAAGGCCUCUCUCGUCUCUUUUCCUCCUUUCUCAAGCGUCGCUCCCAGUGCUCGGAAGGAGAGGGCUUUGAGGCGGAGAAAGCAAGAGAGGAAAAGGAGGACAAGGAGGAAAAGACUGACAGCACAGAAGAGGAAAAGGAGGAGAAAGUGAAAAGCGAAGAGCAGGAGGCUCACGUGGAGGAGAAAUCGGAUUCAAAAGAGGUCAAAAAGAGCCAAGAGAAAUCACAAAAGGAGGAAAAAAAGACAGAGCCAGAAAAACUUGAGAAGAAGGGCAGUAAGAAGAAAAAGAAAGAAGCCAAGAAGAAAACAGAGGAAAAGGAUGCAGAGAAGGUGAAAACAACCGAGGCGAAAAAGGAAGAGGAGCAAGAGAAGAAAGCAGAGGAAGAGGACACGAAAGCAGACGAGGAGGAGACGAAAGCCGAGCAAAAGGUAGAGGAGGCUCAGGAAAAAGAGGAGGACAAAUUGGAGGCGAAAGAAACGACACCUGCUGUAGAAGUAGAAGUCGAAGGAGAAGACGCAACAGGAACGGAGGCCGUCGAGGAGAGCAAAGAGGAGGAAAAAGUCGACAAAAAGGGGGCGAAGAAAAAAGAAAAAGAGGAGCGGGUGAAGAAAAAAGAAGAGGAGAAAGCCAAGAGAAAAGCAGAGGAAGAAGAAAGAGCAAAGAAGAGAGAGGAGGAGAACAAGAAGAAAAGGGAAGAAGAAAAGGCCAAAGAGGCAGAAAAAGCAAAGAAGAAAGAGGAGGAGAAGGCCAAAAAGAAGGAGGAGGAGGAGAAGGCAAAGGAGGAGAAAUUAAAAAAGAAAGAAGAGGAGAAAUCCAAGGAGGCUAAGAAGAAGGAGGAGGAGAAACUGAAGGAGGCCAAAAAGAAAGAGGAGGACAAAUUGAAGGAGGCCAAGAAAAAAGAAGACGAAAAACUGAAGGAGGCCAAAAAGAAAGAUGAAAAACUGAAGGAGGCCAAGAAGAAAGAGGAGGACAAAUUAAAAGAAACCAAAAGGAAGGAGGAGAAAAUAAAGGAGGCCACAAAGAAAGAGGAGAAAGGGAAAGAAGACGGCAAAAAGAAGACUGAAGAUAAAACCAAACAGGAAGAAGACAAGGGAAGCAAAAAGGAGAAAGGGAAAAAAGAAAUGGAGGAAGAGGCGAAGGCGUCAAGUGAAGACAAAGUAAAAGCACCCAUUGCUGCCCCGGAACCAGAACUUAAAACCGAACCGGAAACCGAACCAGUUCCUGAACGCCACUCACUCAGCAGCACAGAGAUGCAGCCAGCUCCAGAGGAACGCAAGGAGGACGUUGAAAUCAAAGAAGAUCCCGAAGAAGUCAAAGAAGUCAAGGAAGAUGGCGCUGAGAAGAUCGAGGAAGAACCAGAACCUCAGGAAAAGGAGUCAAACGAAGGGGAGAAGCCCAAGGAGGAGGUGAAAGAGCCGAAGCCUGCUAAGGAUAAGAAGACCGAGAAGAAGGGCGAUGACGUCAAAGGCUCCAAACGCCUGAAAACCAUUCAGUGCAAAGUCACCUUACUGGAUGACACCACGUUUGAGUGUGAGCUUGACAAACACGCUAAAGGGCAGGAUCUCAUCACUAAAGUGUGUGACCACCUUAACCUGUUGGAGAAAGAUUACUUUGGCGUGGCUCACUGGGAAACACCAAGCAGCAAGACAUGGCUGGAACAGACCAAGGAGAUUCGCAAACAAGUUCCCGGUGCUAUCUACGAGUUUACUUUCAACAUAAAGUUCUACCCUCCUGACCCGGCACAGCUUACUGAAGACCUCACCAGGUACUAUUUAUGUCUUCAGCUCAGGAAGGACAUCAUGAGCGGAGUUCUUCCCUGUUCCUUUGUCACCCUGUCCCUGCUGGGCUCUUACACGGCACAGUCAGAGCUUGGGGAAUAUGACCCAGAAGUCCAUGGAGCUGACUACGUUAAAGAUCUCAGUCUUGCUCCCGGACAGAGCAAAGAGCUGGAGGACAAGGUGAUGGAGCUGCAUCGCACAUACAGGUCAAUGAGUCCAGCCCAAGCUGACAUGUUGUUUCUGGAGAACGCCAAGAAGCUUGCAAUGUAUGGUGUGGACCUGCACCAAGCUAAGGAUCUUGACGGUGUGGACAUUACGCUGGGGGUUUGCUCUAGUGGUCUCAUGGUUUACAAGGACAAGCUGAGAAUCAACCGUUUCCCUUGGCCAAAAGUUCUCAAGAUCUCCUACAAACGCAGCAGCUUCUUUAUUAAGAUCAGGCCAUCUGAGCAAGAGCAGUAUGAAAGCACAAUCGGCUUCAAACUGCCCAACUACAAAGCCUCAAAGAAGUUGUGGAAGGUCUGCGUUGAACAUCACACCUUCUUUAGGGUUUCAACAAUAGAAGCUCCCUCGUCCCGUCGCUUCCUCGUCUUGGGCUCCAAGUUCAGAUACAGCGGGCGCACUCAGGCCCAGACCCGGCAAGCAAGUUCCAUGAUCGACCGCCCGGCCCCUCGCUUCACACGCUCUGCGAGCAAACGACUCUCCCGCAACCUAGAUGGAGCUGGAGACGAGACUCUCCAGACGCUCACAGCAUCAACCAGGUCCGAGGUUGAUGACUGGUCGCUGAUACUUACUUCUGACAAACCCUACCCUUUCCUAGAACUUCCAGCCAGAGGUCAGGCAUUUAUUCAGUCCUGGAACACUCAUGAAGGUGGUCGGCCAUGGUGGGAGCUUUCAUCUGCUGACGCACAACUUCAGACUAAAAACGACGAUGAGUGGUCAUCCCUGCUCAAACGACAACCUCCUUUUCCGUUUUCCCCGUCUUUUGAUUUUGUGAAACGACCAGCUAAGCUCAGCUUAGCCGACGUCAGCUCUGUUGACAGGCUAUUGCGACCAGCACAGGAACAGCACUACGACUGGUUCUGUGACUUUGACCGAAUCCCCAACCUGUCAUUUUAUGUCGAUAAACUUCAGUCCCAGACCCAGUUGGAGGAUGAACAGUUUGAGUGUAUUACCGAACAAGAAUUGACAGAAAAGGAUCUCACUGAGAAGCUAGAGACGAUGGUGAUGUUAGUGGACAACCUAGAAGAGAUGCAAGAUUUAGAAAGGAGGCUGAGGAAAGUGAAGGAUUUGGAAGAAAGGCUCCAAGAAGUCGAUGAAAUGGCAGAUCGGAUCCAGGAAGUCAUAGAAGAAGAAUUAGGGGAGCAGGAAGUUGUCAAACUAAAAGAGGAAGAGUUACAAAAAGAAAGUGAAGCUAUAACGUGGAAUGUGUUGAAAGAUUCUGUGAUGGCGGUGAGGAAAAGUAAUGACGCAGAAGAUGUGGAUGAAUUAGAGGAGCAAAUCAAGGAGGUGUUCUUCAAGGGACUUUUACCUGUGGGUGAGGAGGCUGAAGUGGAGAGUAAAAACAAGGACGCCAGUUUGUUUGACAGUAAUUUGAGAGAGAAGCUACGUCAGUUAGAAGAAGAAUGGCAAAACGAGGUGGAGGAGAACUUUAGUCCUCCACAAAUGAUUCCCUCUUCUGGGGUAACCUACCACAGGGUGGAAAGAACCAAGAAGAGAGUUGCUUUUCUUGACCAGCAGCAGCCUGAUGUUACAAAUGAGGCCCAGGCAAAGCUCAUAAUGUCCGAAAAGAGAUUAGUUGAGGUUCGAGUGCAGACAGAAAUAAAAGACGUCAGAGUUGAGAGUGUUACUGAGAUGCUUAAUAUUAAAAAUAGAUCUCAACGAAUAGAAGGAAAGGAUAUGUGGGCCAUGCUUUUUGAUCGUCCACCAUACACGGCUGUCGUCAAACCAGUCACAUCGGUGGAGCCUGUUGAUUUGGAUGAGGGGGUGUUUUUCACUUCAAAAGAGGUUCCAACAUAUGAUGUUGAAAGCACCUUAAUACCGCAAGAGUCAUCGAUAACGGAAGAAAAGUUCCCACAAAGAGAUGACGACUGGUUUGUUUUGCUGCAUGUAGUUCCCAAAGAACCAACCUAUGUCCAACCAGUUAACUUCACGGAACAAGACCCGAUGGAGGCUGAGAGUUUCAGAGUCUCUGUGGUUGAAAUGUACGAGGAGAUUAGGGAGGUUCCACUUGAAGAGAGCGAGAUAAGCGAACAGCCGCCAACACAUCUUCCAGAAUUCCGACAGCAGCUGGCGAAAAAGCGAAAUGAUGACUGGUUUGUGUUGCUGGAUGUUGUUGCCAAAGAAACAACUAUUGUGCCACCAGUCGCUUUUGACGUGCCUGGUAAAGACGACGUCUCUGUGGCUGACAUGACGGAACUUGAACCGAAAGACAAACCCGCGGAAGUCGCAGUAGUGGAAGAAACGGGAAUGAAAGAUGAUCUGAGCUUAAGAGAAGUCACAAUGAUGUCACGGGGUAUAACCGAAAUAGAGGAUGACUGGUUUUUACUUCUGGAUGUUCCCACCAGAGUAAUACAGUUUAUUCCUCCAGUGACCGUUGCUGUGCAUGAUGACCCAGAGAAAAGCAUUUCUACUCUGACUGAAGAACAAAUGGAGGUUGAAAUAGAACCGAUUAAGGUGCAGAACAUAGAGACACAACCAGAACAGAAAAUAGUCCAAUCAGUCAUCAGUAGAAAUGAUGACUGGUUUCUACUUCUGGACAUUUUUCCCAGAGAAAGAACCUUUGUACCAACAGAUACCCUACCAAUGCCAGCUAAAAUCUAUCCGGAUGUUGGACCUGCGUUUGAUGAGGUUGGGCUUUACCAGAUGAAACAGCCGCCAUUGCAGUCACAGCCAGAAAGCAUUGAUGACUGGUUUGUUGUGUUUGAUGCAAUUCGGGAGGAGGCAGUCCGAAUACCUCCAGUUACUGUGGCUGUGAGGAAGCCGUUUGAGACUGAGGUGUUAACCACUGAAAGUAGAACAUGGGAGAAGAUGAUAAUUGGUGAGAGCAGGCGUGAUGAGACACGUUUCUCGGAAAUGAGACUGAGCCCUGUUGGACCGACAUCAGGAAGGGAAGGAGAAGAUGAUUGGUUUGCCCUGUUUGAUAUCAUCACAGAAAAGACUGCCGCUGUACCAUCAGUUACUGUGGUUGAGCCUACUGUGGAUGUGUCAGCACUCAAAGGACCAACACCAAAAUACACCAUAGAAGAUACGAGGCCACCAGUGAAGUUUGUUGAGAUUAAACCACCGCAGCCAAGAGAGGUGGAUGAUGAUUGGUUUGCUCUCCUAGAUGCUGCAGAAAAAGCACCGGUACCUGAACCUGUCAGAAGCUAUCCUGAUGUAACGGCAUCAAAAGGCUUUGCAGUUAUAGAGAAGAGGUCACUGCAGAGAAUUACUAUUGUGGAGGAGAUAUGGGUGCAGGAGAUGUCCUCACGUCCGGCAGAGAGAAAGGUGGACGAUGAUUGGUUUAUUCUUCUGGAUGUGGCUCGGAAAAAAUCAGUUGCUGUCCCUGAGCCCAUCCGACUCCUGGCAGAACUUCCAAGAACUGCUGAGAUCAAAACGAGGAUUCCUGUUUUUGAGACAAGGCCACAGUUUGAGAAACAGAUCCUGGAAGAAAGACCUCGCCUCAAAAACACUCGUGUUGAUGACGAUUGGUUUCUUCUACUAGACACUGGCCCCAGAAAGUCAGUGGUGGUCACACAGAGGAGCACCCGUCCCGUCAGCGCUCCAGUCUUCUCCCAAGCUGCUCUAGCAGAAGCCGGAAUCCCCAUGGCACCAUUGGAACAGCCCCAGACCUCCACUCCAAUCAGGACUACCAUCAAAGAAGAAAGGACACUGGAGGUCACUUUAGAAGCGGUUGAGCCAUCAAAAACCGAAGUCAAGUCAGCGGCGUGGAGGGACCACAGAUCUCUAGACUCCUCACUGACCCCUUCCAUCAAUGGGGACAUUCAGUUUGAGGUGGCGAGUAAGGAAGUGGUGCAAUUACGAAAGAAAAGAGCUAAGAAAAUUGAGGGAGACUCAAUUUAUAUCAGACAUAGCCUUUUAAUGUUGGAGGAGUUUGAUAAGCCCCAGGAGGACCUUCUCAGGCAUCACGCCAGUAUCAGUGAGCUGAAGAGGAACUUCAUGGAAGCCGUCCCAGAAUCCAGGCCCAGCGAAUGGGACAAGCGUCUGUCCACGCACUCCCCGUUACGCUCCGUGGGUGUCAAUGGUCAGCCCGGUGCAGAUGGGCCCCCUUUGGUGCAGACCCAGACAGUCACCAUCACUGCCGCCUCCAACUCCUUACCCAGUGGCAUCUCCACCACAGAGGUCCCUAUCGUCCCAACCCAGACUGUCACCUAUGAGUCUUCAAAGGGUGUAGUCGACAGUACAGAGGAGGACAAAGAAAGCACUACGGUGUCCAUCUCUCAGACCUCAGAAACCACCAGCGGCACAUCAGUCACCACCACGACUACUCAUAUCUCAAAGAUAGUGAAAAGUGGCUCUUCGGAGACCCGGGUGGAGAAAAGGAUCGUCAUUACCGCAGACAGCGAUAUUGACUAUGAUCAGGGUAAAGAUGGCGGAGCAUCAGCAAUGUAACUGCAUCACCACAAGCAGCUUCUCCUUCCUUCGACUCGACACACAUCAACUGACCCACUGCUUGCUGCACACACACACACACACACACACACACACACACACAUGAAUCCACACCCACAGUUCCAAGUAGCAAAGUGUGUCUAUAGAUGGUGCUUGUUUUUCUUUCUGUUCACAGUAGUUAAAGGGAGGGCUGCACCGUGCUUACCAAAACCUCACCUCACAAGCUUUUAGAAUCCACUUUUGUUCCAUUCAGAGCAUCUUUCCUCACUUCAGUCAUAGCAGUUAUGUUUACUUUUAAAUUGCUUUUAAUUCCCUAGCAUUUUUUUUUUAAUUCACAAAUGCUUUAUUCUGGGUAUUAGUUUCAAUAGUCAGCAUGUUUUCCUUGAUACUUACUUAGGGAACUACUUUUUUUUUUUCUUCUUUAUUCAUGCGUUUCAUUUAGGAGAGACAUUUUCAUAAACGUUAAAUUAUAUACCUCACAUUGAUACAAACUCAAAGGUAAAUUCUGUGUUCUAAUUUUUCAGACAGUUUUUGCUCAAAUGCUCAGGUAAAAUAACAGAAAGGCUCCCCUUCCCUUCACGUUCUUGUAAAGUUAAAAUUAAAACUUGAUAUAUUUUCACAUAUUUUUUUUUCUUAUUUUAGAGCUUUAACGCUUUUAUAUAGUCUUUGCACAAAUUGAAGUUUUUAGGUUAUUUCGAUGAAAUUGUGCUCUGGUAUUGAUUUGACUGAAUACAGGGGUCUCAAUUAUACGUUUUUAUUAAAAGCCUCCAUUUUUCCCACAAUGGACGUUAAUCAGCCGCCAUUCAUUCGACGCUUUUAAACACUUUUAAAGCAUUGGUCUGUUUAUCUCAGGUUUAAUAUAUUUUGCAAAGACCACAGACCGUAAUAGGAACAUAUGAGGAAUGUCCAUAUAUUUAUAUAAGUCUUUACAGCAUUGGAAGAGCUUGUUUUCUUCGCAAUUUUGGAGGGAUUUGUACAAAAAUAUUCAUUAAACAUGACAAUAUUGUAUCCUAACCCAAAAGCUCUCAACUUUACCACUUUGCAUUCACGGCAAAAAUGCAUAUUGAUGACAUUUGUGUACAAUUUUUAACUAAAAUUCUUGCGGGAACACAUAGCGCUUGUUGUCACGUUAUGUGUAAGGUAAAAAAGGCAGCUGUCCCGAGAAAUGUGGCUUUUUUUUCUGUCAGGAGCACAUUUUGUUUGGUUGUUUCUUUUUUUUAUUAUUAUUAUUAUUAUUAUUACAUGUUCUACUAUACAGUAAUUUAUUUGUAAAGUAGCAACUCUCAUUUGAUGUACUGUGAUGUUUCAACGAAAAAAGCUGCUUUCCAGGCUUCCAAUUUAGAGAUGUCACUAUUUAUAUGAACAAAAGUUUGUAAAGCCUUUGAGCACAUAGUCCAAGUAGAUUGCUCUCACUUUGCUGUCUGAUGUACUUUUUUCUGUCGACGCACAAAUUCCCUUUUUUAGAUGACUUGUUUCUUAGCAAACAUCUUUAUUGCAGAAAUUGGUAGCUACAACAACAAAAACCUCUCCUGGGGAAACUUUUAGAAUUUCACAUGUGGGGGGAAAAUAGUUUUUAGAUGGUGAACAAUAUUGUUGCUUUGUGACUCAUCCUUGUCUUUUAUUAAAAAAAAUAAUAAAAUAUGCAUUAUUUUGCAGUUUAGCUGA